UGGACUCGUGGUUAUUCAAGCAACAAUGAUGUCAGUUAUACGAAUAAAUCUUCAAAACUGAGUGAGCUUUCUGACAAAAUAGUUAAUAAAUUUAUUCAGCCGCAGAUGGACUUGUUACAGAGAACAAUGAUGAGUUUAGUGGAAAGAAGGGAUAAAGAAUUUCUGAGCUUAGUGGAAGAGUAUAAGAAAGAACUUUUGAGUUUAACGGAAAGCAAUAAGAAAGAACUUUUGAGUUUAAUAGAAAGCAAUAAGAAAGAAAUAUUGAGUUUAAUGGAAAGCAAUAAGAAAAAACUUUUGAGUUUAACAAAAAGCAAGAAUAAUAAAUUUUAUGAGAUUAAAAAAUUAGCAGAAGACAGAGCAAUAAGUCUAUUGUAUAUGAGGGAUAUGUGUAACAUAAAGGGUGCCUUGGAAUUAAUUCGCACGCAGAUAAGGGCUCUGAUACACUUAUUUCAAGAUGAAGAUUUCAUCAAAAUUUUAAAGAAAGCGUGUGAAGAUAAUGAUCUUUGGUACGAUGAUAUUCAGAAUUGUAUUAGGGGCCUCUACUAUUCUGCGUCAAAGCAAUUCUAUAGACGUGAAUAUCAGGUUGUGAUUGAUUCGCAAUCUUGGUCGUCUAAUGAG
Molecule: messenger RNA, 618 nt
Organism: Dentiscutata erythropus
Lineage: Eukaryota; Fungi; Glomeromycota; Glomeromycetes; Diversisporales; Gigasporaceae
Source: the annotation of a GenBank genome assembly